GCGGCCGCCGGUGGCGCUGGCGGGCGCGCCAGUCGUACGCUCGCGCCUAUCGGGGCGGUUGUUAGUCCGGUGUCUCAUUUUAUCGUAGCUCUACACGCAGCCGUAUUCUGAUUUAUUGGAUUUGUAUUUUUUCUGACAGUGCAGGAAUUUUUCAGAUCGGAUGAGGAUAAUAAUGUGAUGUGUAAAAUUGAUCUGUGCCGGUACUGUGGUGGCAUUGAGUAAACUCGCGGAAAUUCGCUUUUCGGGGAAAGUGUUUUUCUUGUGUGAGACGCCGGUGGGACCGGCAUCGGGCGGGCGCGUGCUCGUAGUGGCGGGUCGGUGGAUGGUGCGGCGCGGGCGGGCGCCGGGGCGCGGCCGGCGGCGCCGCUAGCAAAAUGUCGAUACCCCUGGGCCGGGAGACUGUGCUCCCCACACAGUGCAUGGCGCGAGCGUUGUACGAUAACAUAGCCGAGUCGCCGGACGAGCUGGCCUUUCGUCGCGGCGACCUCCUUACGGUGCUAGAGCAAAACACGGGCGGCAGCGAGGGUUGGUGGCUGUGCUCACUCAGAGGCAGACAAGGAAUAUGUCCGGGAAACAGAUUAAGGGUGGUGGCGGGUGUGUUCGAUGCCAGCGCCGCGAUGCAGAGGCGGCGCACGCGCACCCCAGCGCCGGUAGCUCACCAGCCAUUACCGACUCAGCAAUCACCGCCUUUUACUAAAAUCGAGGAAUGUUCACACUAUGAUGUUCCACGUGCUCCUAUGCCAGUGCAGCGUAUUGUGAUGUAUGAUUGCCCGCGAGCACAAGCUGAUUGGUAUGACGCACCAAGGGCACCACGGCCCGCCAGUGCGGAUUCAGCUUGCAGCGGAACCGGCUCACUCACGUCAGCUACAUCAAGCGCCUCCGCCAACAGUGGUAGCUCGCUUCAUUCAGCGGCGUCUGCUUCGAGUACAUACGACGUGCCACGGUCGCGAGCCUUACCUUUACCGUGUGAUGCUGCUUUAGAAGCCCUGGAAAGAUUACAGGAAGAGGCGUCGGCAGCGGUGUCGCGGCUACUGUCGUAUGUGUGCCCGGGCUGGCGGCGGCGCGGCGCUCUGCGACCGCGCGUGCUGGACGUGCGCGUGGCGGGUGCGCGUCUGCGGGCCGCCCUGCACGACCUUGCCGUCUUCGCGGACGCCACGCUGGCCAACGCGCACGAUGCACAGGACAAAGGUAUCGCAGUCAAGCUACGGCCGCUGGUGAAGGCGCUAAAAGACGCGGAACGCAUAACCCACGAGGCGACGAGUGCGCUGGACGCGGGCGACUGGGCGCCCGAGCGGCUGGAGCGCGACCGCGAGCCCACCGACGGCUCGCUGGACGCGCUCGACCAGCUCGUCGCGUGCGCACGAUCACUUACCGAGGACGUCCGCCGGGCCGCCUCCUUCAUAAACGGCAACGCCUCGCUGCUGUUCAGACGAUCUGCGACUGUGCCAGAGCACGAAUGGACGGAAGAGUAUGACUACGUGCGACUAGAGUCGCGGACUUCGAUCGGUAAACGCAACGCAGAGAUCCGCGCCGCACUGCCUGAUAAAUUAAGGGCUUCCUUCGAUGCGUUAGUGCGAGACGCUGAUCAUGCCGGCGAGGUGAGCGCAGUAGCGGCAGCGGCACGAUUGCCUGCGGACGACCGCGCAUUAGCGGCGUUCUACGCGGCGCAGACGGCCACGUACGGCGCCCACCUGGCCACCGCCGUGGAAGCGUUCCUGCGUACCGUCGACAUGGGCCAACCGCCAGACGUGUUCCUCGCGCACGGCAAGUUCGUCGUGUUGAGCGCGCAUCGCAUCGUGCACGUGGGCGACACUGUGCACAGGAGUGCCCAACACGCCGGGCUCAAAACGAAAGCUCUGAGGUGUUCCGACGCGCUGUCGGACGCGCUAGCGACGACGGUGGCCAAGACCAAGGCCGCGGCGCAGAAGUUCCCGUGCGCGAGCGCGGUGGCCGAGAUGGCGGAGGCGGCGCGGGCGCUGGCGGCGCGUGCGCAGGAGCUGCGCCGCGUGCUGGUGCGCGCCGCCGACCCGCCGCCCGCGCCCCGCGCCGCCGACCCGCCCACGCCCGCCACCGCCGUGCCGCCCUCCGCGCCCUCCACGCCCCUCACGCCGCUCACUCCGCACUCCCCGCACACCCCGCACACGCCGCACACGCCGCACGCCCCCUCCGCGACACCCUCGCUGGCUACUCUGCAGAUAUAAGCCGUAUGUCGGCGUCCAGUCGACGCGGGCACGCGGGUGAAAUGAGCGCUGCGUCAUCGCAUGUGAAUCCUUAGCAUUCGAGUGUCAUCUCUCUCCGACGAGUUGCGGAGUCUCCGGGGCGACACUUGGAGUGUAAGUGUGCGAGGAGAACACUUCGCCGACGAGAUGGCGCGGAAGUUGAAGCACCCCGAUGGCGACGGCCGUCGGGCCGGGUCUUCCUUGCGCGGCCACCGAGGUAGGAAACCGAGGGGCGCGCAGCAUUACCAAAGAAAUUUGUCUAGAUACGACGUACAAUACGAUAACGUAGACUGCCGACGUGUGACGAGUUUUAACGAGUUUCUAUUUAGAUGUUACCUAUAAAUAUAUCUAUGGUAUAAAACGAAGGCUGCCAUAAUUUAGAAAUCUUCAUUUUUUAAAACGGAGUUCGCAAUAGAAUAGCGACUUUUUUAUUACUGGAUGCUCAUUUUGCCGUAGUGAGUUGAGUUGUCCGUCCAGUUUUAUACAAUUUUGCAACAGUAUCGUAAAUAUUUGUAGAAUGUGUAUGUGGAUAUGAAUGUGCGACAUUAUUUUGUCGCGCAGUAAGUAGUUCUUUAGUUUUACAUCGAUUGAAUGAGUCUCGAGACGCGUUUCAUCACUUGUACCAUUUUAUAGUACUUAGUAUCGUUAACGCAUUUUAUAACUGAUUCAAACUGCUUGUACAUUCUUGUAUGAGUACUGUUUAGAACGACGCCUAACUACUGGCAACUAUGUAUGUUUUUAAAAGAAAUAUAUCAGUUUUACUAGUUUUAUGAAUAUAAUUCAUAUCGAUACGUUCCUUGUCUGAUUGAAUGCUCAAUACAAUAUUUUACUAAAAAUCAAUAAACAAUAUGCAAAUAUGAAUAUGUAGAACAUUUUAUAUGGUCAAAUCAAUGGCAUCUGGCCUAUGAAGAUAAACAACCGCUACUAUCUACAGAGCUACUAAUUUGGUAAUGAAGAAUUGUGCUACAUGAAGAGAUUUCGAGUAUUAUGAUGCCAUACAUAUUUUUGAAUUGAAUAAUAAAACGAAUACAAGACCUACUUAAAAAUAGAAUAGCCUGCUAGCAAAUGUAACGCAAUCUGCUCUGAACAAUCAUGACUGACUCGACAAAUAGCAAUUUGUGCUCAAUUACUUAUAUGUUAAAGCUGAUCAUCAUUAAUAUACUUGUGGCUUGUCGUUACUUACUGUAUGUAUGUACGUACCUACAUUUUGUACUUUAUACAAUAUAAGUAGAUAGAUGUAGGAUAGAUAUGAUAUCAGUGUAAAAAGCAUGUUGUAAAUUAGUGAUGUGUAAUAUAUUUAUAGGUGUCGUAGUUUAGUUAGGUAUAGAUGAAAUUGUACAAAUGCAUAGGUAUGUAUUAAAAUAAUGAUUUUAAUAUUGAACAGUAAUUUAAUCAUCUUGUAAAAGCGCAAUCAAUUAAAAUAUACAAAUUUUCGUAUUUAAAA
Messenger RNA from Galleria mellonella (greater wax moth), 3663 nucleotides. It is a transcript of the gene p130CAS, whose product is annotated as breast cancer anti-estrogen resistance protein 1. Lineage: Eukaryota; Metazoa; Arthropoda; Insecta; Lepidoptera; Pyralidae. The transcript has 9 exons. The record is from RefSeq and is a predicted model, not a curated record. Gene Ontology annotation, cellular component: plasma membrane; cytoplasm. Gene Ontology annotation, molecular function: protein binding. The coding region runs from base 375 to 2201 and encodes 608 amino acids. Gene Ontology annotation, biological process: cell migration; cell surface receptor protein tyrosine kinase signaling pathway.